CCUAAAUUGUUCGUCCAACUUCCGGUGGUGCACAUUGGACCGAGAUUUCGUUGAUUCUGAGCUCAAGUGGAAGGCUGGACAUCCUCAAGCAGGUCUGGACUGCGUUUAUCUCGAAGUUCGAAACGGAUCCGUGCUGCUUGCCUCCGCCAACUGUGCCGAAAAUAAAACUUUCCUUUGCGAAGUGCGAAAGAAAGCCACCGCCCAAAAAGCCAUGCAGACCGAAUGUGCAGAAACUUGGGACAUCACUAGUGAACAAAUUGACUUGCUCUUGAACGCCAGCACUUUUCUUACGGCAGAUAUCUCGCUCAAUUUGAAAUGCUUCUUGAAAUGCGUUGGAAUCGAAAUAGGGAUGUUUGACAUCGGAGCAUUGAACAGCAUUGCGACAUUGCGCCAAAUUGAGUUGGUGUCGCAAGAGGAGCCUGAAAAAAUGGAGCACGGAUUUGUUGCCUACGACACCUGCGGCGGCAAAAAGUUUGACGACGAGUGCGUGACUGCUUAUGAAACUUACAAAUGCGGCCAGCAGGAAGCGCCUGAUCUUGUCUCGAACAUCAUUUCGAACAAUUUCGGCAACGAUACGAUCCUGAGUCCCCCGACUCCGUGCGUUCCAAUGCGCCGAACGUGUUGGCUUUCGGAUGUGUAUCCCUGCAUAAAAAACCAAACAGCCAUUGACAGGCUAAACUCUGACCCAGAUAAAAAAGAUGAUCAUGGCCAAUGGAUUACUUUGCAAAACACUAGGACAUUUUACUCCGGAUUUUAUGAUGAUGGGGGAUUAUCAGUAAGGAUUAAGAUAUUCUAA
This is a messenger RNA of Cloeon dipterum, 796 nucleotides long. RefSeq lists its product as uncharacterized. Gene Ontology annotation, molecular function: odorant binding. The record is from RefSeq and is a predicted model, not a curated record. The coding region runs from base 212 to 796 and encodes 194 amino acids. Lineage: Eukaryota; Metazoa; Arthropoda; Insecta; Ephemeroptera; Baetidae. The transcript has 8 exons.